AUGGAGCAUGCCCGACAAGGGGCUCGCUCCGGUGAUGACCACGACUGGGUCGUUGCAAUUCGUGUAUGGGGACACGUUAGUCUCAACAAGAGGAAGGCUCGUAUGUUUGACAAUGAUGUGUUUGGGUACCUUCAUGUUCCUGCUUCAUCUUCCCAAAUUCUUUAUGUCGGAGAGUAUAUUGCUCCCGACGAUGAAUUAGACCCACUUGCCGCACCCGCGCCCCUGCCAAGUCGUUCCCUUCCCGGCUUGGCUCGAUACCUGGGGAUCAGAAUUGUGGCUCCGUAUUUUGGAGCCUCACUGGGCGAUCCGCUUAACCUCUACUGGGCAGCCCUCAGCCUGGAGCUGUGCGGUAUACCGUAUGACCAUUAG
Penicillium coprophilum is the source of this 369-nucleotide messenger RNA. RefSeq lists its product as uncharacterized. The record is from RefSeq and is a predicted model, not a curated record. The coding region runs from base 1 to 369 and encodes 122 amino acids. The transcript is spliced from 4 exons. Lineage: Eukaryota; Fungi; Ascomycota; Eurotiomycetes; Eurotiales; Aspergillaceae.